Schistosoma mattheei is the source of this 832-nucleotide messenger RNA. The record is from the annotation of a GenBank genome assembly. Lineage: Eukaryota; Metazoa; Platyhelminthes; Trematoda; Strigeidida; Schistosomatidae.
CCACACUUACGGUCCUACAAAGUAAGAAACUAAACAAUCGAAUCUCGUUAUCAUACACUUCUGACGUUAAUCAUGUUUCUGGCAUGGAAAUGACAUAAGAGCCUUAUGUAUCCACCACGUUUUUGAGCUCCGCCAUUUUAUUUAGUAGGUUGCGAGCAUUAGUAUAGCAUACCUUUAAUUAUGUGAAAUACCUUCCCCCACCACCCAGAGUGCUUCGGGCAUCGUUUGGCUCCGAACUUUCACAAUGUAGAAACCUUUAAGUACAGGGUUUUUAAUGUUCCGUCGGCGCUCAUUUAUUUCUGUCUCUGCCGAUCGUCCCUGCAAAGGAUCAAGCAAACUGAAAUCCAAACGGGCACAUGUUCCUGAUCCAGUCAGUUUGCGUGAAUUUUUCAAUAUUAGGUUUCCUUUCCUCGACGUCUGCAUCAUAUCCUCAUUGUUUAUCAAUAAUGCUGCACAAGUACAUGAAAGUUUACACCUCUUCCAGAAGUUCAUCAUGCAGUUUUGUUUGGUUGAUACUCUCUGUUUUGUUUAUCAGGAUCUUGAUUUUUACCUCAGUCAUGCUGCUGCUACAUUGGCUGUCUUCAUCUACGUUUGCUGCUAUUUAUAGAGUAAUAGGGAUAAAUCAUAUACAAAUUUCAAGUCAUCCAGUUGCGUUCGAAUUCGCUGUUUUUCCCAAGAUCUGGUCUUUAUAAUAUAGUCAACAACCAGAAAAAAGAAAACGUAAGAGUAGGCAGCUUUGUCUGAUAUUAGUCUUCAUUUGAAAUGCAAUUGUAAGCUUGCAUUUGCAUACAAUUGCAUGCAAUUGUAAGCUCCCGACCGUUGUUGCUACCUU